UCACAUUGCUCGCAUGCUGGACUCUUAGAAAUAAAAGUGCUCUAAUAUACCUACAUCUUUUUUUCCCACAUUUCCUCAAGGGUGGGGCUGUUCCACGCAUGCACUGUCCUUUGAUUUCCCGGCUUUAGUCACGCUGCCCCCACCUGCAAGUGGAUUCCUCUCAAGGCGGUGGCCGUGCAGGAGAGAAGAAGCUUUUUUUCGUGUGUAACAGCAACACCGCCUGCAAUUAAGACAUGUCGACCACGGGCGGAAUUUUCACCAAUAUGGGCUCCGACAGCCCAGCCAGGCCCAGGCAGCAGUUCUGUGGCAUGUUCUGCCCGGUGGAGGGCUCCUUGCUGGACGGCAAGACUUUGGACUUGGAUGCGCUCUCGGCGUGCAGAGGCAAGCGAGACAGUCGAGUCAUUGACCGGCAGAGCGACAUCUCCCAGCCCAAGAAGGUGGAGAUCAGGGAGAGCACAGGGAAGGAGGCUCUGCAGAACCUGGAUGACAAAAAGAGCGACCGUCUCCUUAUCAAAGGAGCAAAGAUCGUUAAUGAUGACCAGUCUUUCUGCGCUGACAUUUACAUGGAGGAUGGAGUCAUCAAACAAAUUGGAGAAAACCUUAUUGUGCCCGGCGGGGUCAAAACCAUCGACGCCCACGGCCGCAUGUUGAUGCCAGGCGGGAUCGAUGUGCACACACGCUUCCAGAUGCCAGAUCGAGGCAUGACGUCUGCUGAUGACUUCUACCAGGGAACCAAAGCAGCGCUGGCAGGAGGCACCACCAUGAUCAUCGACCACGUGGUGCCCGAGCCAGGCGUUAGUCUCAUCUCGGCCUUUGAGCAGUGGCGUGACUGGGCUGACAGCAAGUCCUGCUGCGACUACUCUCUGCAUGUGGACAUCACUGAGUGGCACAGAGGCAUGCAGGAGGAGAUGGAGGCGCUUGUCAAGGAUCAUGGUGUCAACUCCUUCCUGGUCUAUCUGGCUUAUAAGGAUCUUUUCCAGCUAACUGACACCCAGGUGUACGAGGUGUUUAGUGUGAUCCGUGAUCUUGGAGCCAUUGCUCAGGUGCAUGCUGAAAAUGGGGACAUUGUUGCUGAGGAACAGCGUAGGAUCCUGGAGCAAGGCAUCACUGGUCCUGAGGGACAUGUGUUGAGCCGUCCUGAGGAGGUGGAGGCCGAGGCUGUAAACCGCUCUGUGACUGUGGCCAAUCAGACCAACUGCCCUCUGUACAUCACCAAGGUGAUGAGCAAGACUGCUGCUGAUGUCAUCGCUCAAGCCAGGAAGAAGGGCACUGUGGUCUAUGGAGAACCAAUCACUGCAAGCCUGGGAACAGACGGCUCCCACUACUGGAGCAAGAACUGGGCCAAGGCAGCAGCUUACAUCACCUCCCCUCCACUGAGCCCUGACCCAACCACACCGGACUAUCUCAACUCCCUGCUCUCCUGUGGUGACCUGCAGGUGACAGGAAGUGCACAUUGUCCCUUCGACACCGCUCAACGUGCAGUGGGCAAAGAUGACUUCAGCUUGAUUCCCGAAGGUGUCAAUGGGACAGAGGAGAGGAUGUCCAUUAUCUGGGACAAAUGUGUGGUAACCGGAAAAAUGGACGAAAACCAAUUUGUGGCGGUGACCAGCACCAACGCGGCCAAGAUCUUCAACCUGUAUCCCCGCAAGGGUCGUAUUGCUGUAGGUUCUGAUGCUGAUCUGGUGCUGUGGGACCCUGAUGUCACAAAGAUCAUCUCCGCCAAGAACCACAACUCGACGGUGGAGUAUAACAUCUUUGAAGGGACAGAAGUGCGUGGCGGGCCUCUGGUGGUGAUCAGCCAGGGCAAGAUCGUCUUGGAGGAAGGAAACCUCCACACCACGGAAGGUUCUGGACGUUUUGUGGGCCGCAAACCUUUCCCUGACUACGUCUACAAGAGGAUAAAAGCUCGCAGCAGGCUGGCGGAGCUGAGGGGCGUACCGAGAGGGCUGUAUGAUGGUCCGGUGUGUGAGGUAUCAGUCACCCCUAAAGCUAUGACCCCUGCCUCCUCUGCCAAGACGUCACCGGCGAAGCAGCCAAACCAGCCGGUCCGGAACCUGCAUCAGUCAGGCUUCAGCCUGUCUGGCGCUCAGAUCGAUGACAACAUUCCUCGCCGGAACACCCAGCGCAUUGUGGCGCCCCCGGGUGGCAAGGCUAACAUCACCAGCCUGGGUUAGAGCGUUGCCCUCCGAUUGCUGUGAGGGGGAGGAGGAAGUGCUGGUUCUGAGGAGGGACACUCGACAGGUUCCAUGCCGCGAGCCCUUCCCAACACCUGACCGGGCCUUUCUUCAGCCGUGAUAUUUAACUCCUCCACCUCUUGUUUUCUUCGCAUUCCCACUCUCCUUUUCCCCUCCAAACAAAAAAGGUCUGCCUCACAUGAUGGAAAAAAAAACAACACUCAUUUGUGCACUUUUGAUUUUGUUUUUGUAUUUCCGUUUCAUUCUUCCAGCCUGCCAUUGGAUAGACUGAUUUAAUAGCAGAGAUGAUUGGGUUACGCUAGUGCAAAAGCUCAAAUGUAUUCUUUUAUUUUGCUUCAUCACCACCCAACACUCCAAUCCAUAAUCCAACAAGAGGGCGGCCUUAAGGUUCUUCACUCUCGCUCUCCUAAAACCAUAUUUGGAAACUUCCUGAAAAGCUUUAUGCCUCAUGUCUGCAUGUUUUUGGCCAUGACCAAGCAGGAAGAAGGUUAAUUAAGGGAAAUAAAAUGCCUUACUGUCGCUCCAUAUCGUCCAUUUCACACAGCAGCUAUAGAAUUUCCAAACUUAACCUGCAGUUGAAGCCGUCCGUCACCGAGCAGUGCAUUUACACACAGAAUGUUUCCUGUAUAAGCCCUCUUUCUUUUCUUGCUCUUUAUGUGCCUGAAGCCACAGAAGGUGUAUACAUAGUGGAGAUGUUGUUCUUUAAGCGAAGGAUGUAAGAUAAAACGAUGUAAAAUAGCCAGGAUAAACCGAUUCAAAGGUGCCAGAUUUUGUGUUUUCUUUUUUGGGCCUACAGUGCCAGUAGAGCCCCUGUAAAGAUGAAAAAAAAGCUCACUUUUUUUGUUGUCAGAUUAGUGUCAACUUGUAACUACUUGCUGAACGGCUGAGCAGAUGUUGUUUUGCGCUUGAAAAGAGGCAGCGAGCUGAUGUUUCGUACUGUACGUGUUACUCGUGUGCAGUGUUGAUGUUGGAGGGAUGGACCCACGCAGCACUCCUUACAUACCAUUUCCUUUUUAUGCAUGAUCUGCUUUUCAUUACCACAAGCAAUUGAUGCUUCUCUGACUCCGACCGCCACUUUUCUUUUUUUUUACCUUAGCAAAAGACCAGCUCCCUGUUUGAUAAAACAUAACCAGAUUUAAUAUUCUUCAACAAGCCCAUAUUGGAUUGUGUAAUUAUUUGCAGCACCAGAAUGUCCCAUUUGUAACAAUGAUAAUUCAGUUUGUAUUCCAUGUAGCAACAAGGCGAUGUGACAAAUGUGUUGAAAGUUGUGACUGGAGGAUGAUGGGAAAUGGAAACUUGUGGAUCAUCUUCAGUAUCAUUAUUAUCUUUGUCUCACAUUUCACAAUAUGCUGCACUUGGUGACUAAUGAACAAUGUUUCCCUUUCAGUUUUGUGCAAAUGUGCAUGUUUUUCCAUUGUCUAACCAAAAUAGCUGAUCCCCACCACGCUCCAACCGCAGUGGGCGGAGCGAGACGGUCUGUUGAUUGAGGUAUCCUAGCUUGUCGUGCUGCUGUGAUGUCUAUUUAAACAGCUGACAUGAGGGGUUUACCAUUACAAACAGUACCGUGCUCAAGAGAUGCCCCGUUAUUCCCUUCCUUUCAAUGUUUGAAGCUGUUGCUAUGGCGACAGCUCUUCACUCUCAUGAGCUGCUGCUUGUGUUUGUCAUGGCCAUACACACACAAAAAAAAUCUCGUCCCUCCUUGCACUCACACCCACAAAACUGUACUUUUUGAAAAGGCCCCGUCAGCCCCUAGUGCUUAUACUAUGCUAAUUAUGCUAAUGAAACGCGAGUGAUAUGUAUGGUCGCUGUGUGCUGCAGACUGAGAGGAGAUGCUGUUCUUGUUCUACACUGCCUUGCUCCUAAACCCACUAUAGUACCCCUUUCCCCUUUGUGAAAGUUAUACUGUGUGAUGGUUUUUGUCCCGGUGGCUGUGAGGAUUUUGGGAUGCUUGCUCGAUAUGGGAACAAAAAAAGUGUCAAAUUCAGUGGUUGGUGAAGUUUAAAAAAUACCAAGGACUUCAAAGAAUUAAAAAAACAUGUAAAAAUGAUUGAAUGGCUGUUUCUUUAAUGUGCGAGCACUAUAUGUAUGUUAUGUUGUGUUCCAUCCAUCCAUCUAGACCCUGAUUCACUGAAAAGACAACGACACUUGCCAGAGGCUUUUACUCCUUAUUUUACUGUGAGGCAUGACAAACAGUGAAUAAUAUGUAUAAUCACUGAAAUACAUGUGUUUACUACAACUACAGGUCAGGGUUCUGUCCACACUCAUCCAAUCAUGCUUUCAUGGAACUUUGUGCACUUGUGUAGAAUCCUUAUGGAACCGUUAAGGAUACUCACAAAACUGGAGGCAUAGAAUUACGGCAAAUGAAGAAAUUAAAAUCUUUCCCACGCGGUGAUGUGUGAAUGGUUGUCUAUAGUCUUAUUCAAGUGUUGUGAUUGACGACCAGUCUUAAGGUACACAGGAAAUGUGACACUAACCGCAUCCUGACUGAUCGCAUGCGUGAUGCGGAGAGAACGCAUCAACAGCUCAUCGCUGACGUCAGAUGGAAAGCUCUCGCGCAGUCCACUCGGUCAUCAGCUGCGCCAGCUUCUGCGCCACUUCGUAAAAACGUAUCUGAACAAACAUCAGGCUGUAGGCUAGACCAGGGGUGUCCAAACUUUUUCCAGCGAGGGCCACAUACUGAAAAAUGAAAGGAUGCAAGGGCCACUUUGAUAUUUAGGAAACCAACACGUAGAGAUAUGCUAAGAAGCUAUACUACUAUAGCUAUAUUACAAAGGUGAAAUGCUACUAAACAUGACGUGUAAUACGAGUUUAUUCUUGUAAAAUUGUGACGUUUUAGGACUUUUUUCUUAAUAUUUUGACUUUAUUGUCAUAAAAUUACAGCUGUUUUUUUUAUUUCUUUGUUUCAACAGUGUUACCAAAAUGAUAUUUUUUCUCAUUUUACAAGUUGAUUCUCAUAAAAUUGCAACUUUUUUCUCAUUAGAAAUGUGUUUUUUUUUCUCUUAACAUUUUGACUUUACUCUGGUCACAUUUCUGCUGUGGAUUUUUUCUGUAUAAUUUUCCAAAUAUUUCAACUUUCUUUCAAACAUUUUGACUUUAUUCCCAUGUUAUAAGUUUUCCCCCAACC
Messenger RNA from Dunckerocampus dactyliophorus (ringed pipefish), 5319 nucleotides. RefSeq names its product dihydropyrimidinase like 2b (gene dpysl2b). Gene Ontology annotation, cellular component: cytoplasm; cytosol. Gene Ontology annotation, molecular function: hydrolase activity, acting on carbon-nitrogen (but not peptide) bonds, in cyclic amides. The transcript is spliced from 14 exons. Bases 234 to 2174 code for a protein of 646 amino acids. NCBI's taxonomy places the organism in Eukaryota, Metazoa, Chordata, Actinopteri, Syngnathiformes, Syngnathidae. The record is from RefSeq and is a predicted model, not a curated record.